AUAAAGCUUUCACCUUAUCAAAUGCUCCGCUGCUUUGAUAGAUAUAAAACAAACUCGCCAACGAUUCAAUAAACACUUUAAGGCUGUAAUACUACUCCUUAUAAUAACACGGUGCUGCGGUGGAUUUUGCCAGACAGAGAUUGAUUACACCAUCAAAUAGUGCCUUCCUCGGUCAUAGACCUAACGUGCACAGGUCUGCUCUGCGACUACAAACACCCUCCACUAUCUCUACCACACAAACAUGUUUCAUUCAUUAAAAAACACAUGGGUUGUUGAAGUUACCUCCAAUAGGUCCCAGAAAAUGCGCAAAACAGUGCAUUCUUUAAUCCGAUUUAUGUGCACUGGUAUCCCAGGAUAAGUGGCGCAUUGAUCCACUGUACAGUUUUUGUGGGGGUAAAUAUAAUCACGUGGUCACGAGGCAGCCAAUGGCAGGCAAGGGAGCGUUGAGAAAUAAUUACCUGCCUUGAUUGUUCUAUGGCCAGAUAAAAAAGUACACAUACACUCCAUAUAAUAAUCGGAUGCAUGUAAAAGAGUCAGGGAAGCUUCGACAUGUCGACCACGGGUCCCAUAAGUAAUUACUAUGUGGACUCCUUGAUCAACCAUGAAAACGAGGAUGUCCUUGCUGCUGCUCGCUUCUCGGCGCCCGGUUCGCACCCAGCCGCUCCUCGUCCGACGUCCCUAGUACCGGAGUGUUCAGACUAUCCUUCCUGCAGCUUCGCACCCAAGACGCCGGUCUUCUCCACCUCCUGGGCCCCCGUACACUCCCAGUCAUCAGUGGUUUAUCAUCCAUACAGUCACCAACCGCACAUAGGCACAGACUCGCGGUACGUGCGGUCAUGGCUGGAGCCGAUUUCGGGCGCCGUGACUUUCCAUGGCUACCCGGGGAACAACAGGCACUACGGGCUGAAGCCCGACGCCUUUCAGGAGCACAGAGCCGGAGAGUGCCUCGGCUCCAGCGGACGGAACUACACGGAUUAUCUGUACUGCUCAUCCACUGACAUGAGAGACAAGACGCAUCAAAAUGUUUCCUCUCCGGAGUCGGAGCUCCUUGUUUCAGGGAAACAUAAAGAAGAGAAGCCGGAGCUAGAUCCGAAUAACCCUGUGGCAAAUUGGAUACACGCCCGCUCCACAAGGAAGAAGCGAUGUCCUUACACAAAGUACCAGACUCUGGAACUGGAAAAAGAGUUUUUGUUCAAUAUGUACCUUACAAGAGACCGUCGGUACGAGGUGGCGAGGGUGCUGAAUCUGACCGAGAGGCAGGUCAAAAUCUGGUUCCAGAACCGGCGAAUGAAGAUGAAGAAAAUGAACAAAGAAAAGAGCGACAGUAAAGAACAAUAAUGGAGGCUGCAGUCAGAAAACCGCCACAAUAACCACUCUAAUCAAUAUGGACAGCACAGAUGUACCAAAACACACGAUGAUUCCCCUCUCUGCAUAUUUAUCCCUGUUGGAUUUUGUAUUAACCUUAAUUACGAGACUGUUCGAUGCUGAUAAUGUUCUUUUUUCCCAGUGCACAAAUAUGUGUCCAGCGUCAGAGAAAAGAAAAAGAGAGAAAUAAAAAAAGAAAUGAGAUAAUUCUAUUCC
Molecule: messenger RNA, 1581 nt
Organism: Solea senegalensis (Senegalese sole)
Lineage: Eukaryota; Metazoa; Chordata; Actinopteri; Pleuronectiformes; Soleidae
Gene: hoxc9a
Product: homeobox C9a
Exons: 2
Coding region: 550-1338 (262 amino acids)
Biological process (GO): DNA-templated transcription; embryonic skeletal system morphogenesis; anterior/posterior pattern specification
Cellular component (GO): nucleus
Molecular function (GO): RNA polymerase II cis-regulatory region sequence-specific DNA binding; DNA-binding transcription factor activity, RNA polymerase II-specific
Source: RefSeq, a predicted model, not a curated record